This is a messenger RNA of Hymenoscyphus albidus, 1074 nucleotides long. NCBI's taxonomy places the organism in Eukaryota, Fungi, Ascomycota, Leotiomycetes, Helotiales, Helotiaceae. The record is from the annotation of a GenBank genome assembly.
AUGACUUCUAUCAAUAUGCCACCUGAGAAGUCUUCUCAGGCUCGUACCCGCCCUAUGGAGGUUCUGGUCUUGGGGUUGUGUCGUACUGGUACUCUUUGUAAGUUUAGUUUUUUUGGGAAUUCACUCAUAUAUCUCCCAACUGAGGUUUUUGAUCUAGCUUUGAAAAUUGCACUAGAGAAGUUGGGAUAUCCGACGUAUCACAUGGCCUCCGUGUAAGAAAGUCCCGGUCAUGCGGCUAAAUGGGUGCAGGCGAUGCGGAGUAAAUAUGAAGGUGAUGGGUCCCUAUUGACGCGAUAAUUUUUCGAUGGCUUGCUUGGAGAGUAUGGUGUAAGUUUCCAACCAUGAAAAAUGAAAAUGGGUGUAGUUUUGGGUAGGAAUUGAAACUGAUGGGGAGGUACUGUAGGCCGUCACGGAUGUACCAUGUGCAUCGUUCGUUCCGGAACUUAUUACUGCGUAUCCCGAUGCGAAGAUUAUUCUUUCGACGAGGGACGCGGAUGGUUGGGUCAGGAGUAUGGAGGGGACGAUUGUUAAGAAACUUACGUAUGUUUGUUCCCCUUCUGGUCACAUGUUACAUCCCUUCUCGCUUAUCGAAAUCAUUCCCGCCCCGCCGCACCAUAACCUCAUCACAACAUCUCAUACACCCAUCCACUAACACAACACCCCAAAGUUCCCCCCUCCGCAAACUCAUAGUCUUCUUCCUCCCCUUAGAGCACAAGCAAAUCCCCAUUUAUAUGAACCUCUUCUUCAAAUACCAGCUCUACAACGACUUCUCCCUCUACGGCAAGCGAGCAUUCGAAGAACACAAUCACAUGGUCCGUAGAAUCGCGCCGUCUGAGGGGUUUCCUUGAGUUUGAGGCUAAGGAUGGGUGGGGAUCUCUUUGUGAAUUCCUUGGGAAGGAGAGACCGGAUGAGGAGUUUCCGAGGACGAAUAAUGUUAAGGAGUUUGGGGAGAGGUCGAAGGCGGGGGCGAGGAAGGUGCUUGGUAUUGCUGCGGUGAGGGCGGCGAAGAUGUUAGGGGGUUGGUUGCUGGCUUUGUGGUUUUUGUUGUGGGUUUUUGGGGUAGUUAGGAGGUGA